AUGUCAGGUUCUUUGCAAAUCCAGUUUGUUCCAUCAAUUCAAAUGGAAGAUCAAAAGGAAUGCGAAGCCAUCAGAUCACAGUUACAAAGUGCAAGCAAGGGAAACCACGUUCCACGUUUAGUUUCCGUCAAGCUUCGGUCUUCACCUGCGGAGAUCAACAAAGAAGAGGCCGACAAGCAAUAUCAGUUGUUGACUCUUACUCGAUCCCGUGUCAGAGAAGAUCUAGAACAGCGAAAGGCAGAUGCAUAUCAAAUAAACCGGAAAUUAAUUUGGUUUCUCCAGCAUGAUCAUUAUAUUAAAUGGAAGACGCAGGAAAUCAAGAAUCUUGAACGUUGCUUAGGUAAAGCCGAGAUUCAUAUGCCAACGAAUUUAGUCCCAAAAAGAAAUGGUUUUUUUUCUUUGCCGGAAAAAGAUUCUCGAACACCUGUAAGACCAGAUCGAAAACGCAGCCAAAAGAGGCUGAUAAAGAAAGAGAGGGUGGACUCGCAUUAUUUGCAACAAGUUCAGGAAGAACUUCUUUGUUCUAAGAAAUCGGGUGGAAUGACAUCAUCUGGUACACAAGAAGUUAACGACCUGAUCGAUAGCAUGGCACAAAGGAUCCAACAUGGGAACAAGUGUCGGGCUGAUGAAAUGAAAAUUUAUCGUGAAAUGAGAAACGUCAAGGAAACAAGAGAAAUUUACACUGCACCAGAUCAACCCAAGCAUACUCGUAAUUGGUACACAAGAGAAAGAACGUCGAAGAGAAUUAUAGAUUCCCUAAGAUACAUACAACAUAAGAUAAAUAUUCGAUUAGACGAUAUUGAGGACUUGAAAAUGGAUCUGAAGGGACGUAAAACUAGAGUUACACGACUUAAAGUGGAUAUGGAACUUGUAAGAAAGAACAUUUGUUGUUUACAGAAGGAGCUUGAAGAUGUUAACACAAAGAGAAUUAAAGCCUAUCAACGUGCUUAUGAACUUGGAGAGCAAAAGAAAGGAUUGGUACAGUAGUACAUAUUUUUUGUUAUCACAAACAUACAUAUAUCAUUAAACUUGAAGGCUAUAGCUAAAAUGAUUGCUUUUGCACAGAAAGGGGAUGCUGAUCAGCAUUCGUUCUUAGGUGUUGUUUAAUCUGUAUUAUAUCUAGCAGCGGUC
Molecule: messenger RNA, 1131 nt
Organism: Lactuca virosa
Lineage: Eukaryota; Viridiplantae; Streptophyta; Magnoliopsida; Asterales; Asteraceae
Source: the annotation of a GenBank genome assembly